UUAACCCGGUGCUUUAGCCACAACCAUCUCUUACCAUGUCUUUAGCGGAUGAAUUGCUCGCUGAUUUGGAAGAAAACGACGAUGGGGAACUGGAAGCUGCUAUUGAAAACAAAACAUCUAAAGAUGCCGAACACGAAUUCGCCGUACCCCAUCCUGUUAUUCCUAUGGAGGAAGACAUUAAAAGUGUCACUAUAAGAGAAUUAGCGAAAUUGAGGCACUCGGACCGCCUUCAGAGGGUCAUAGCAGAAAUUCAGCAGAAUGUUGGCAACAAUCGUAAAAAGAUUGAGGUGACAGGACUCAUGGAAUCUGACCCCGAAUACCAACUGAUCGUGGAAGCUAACAACAUAGCUGUGGAAAUUGAUGGGGAAAUUGCUAUUAUCCACAGAUUUGUCCGAGACAAGUACCAGAAACGUUUCCCGGAGCUGGAUUCCUUGAUUGUGACACCGCUGGAGUAUAUCCAUACUGUGAAAGAACUUGGCAAUGACCUGGAUAAAGCCAAGAAUAAUGAAACUCUGCAGAGUUUUUUGACACAAGCCACCAUUAUGAUUGUGUCUGUGACAGCUUCUACUACACAAGGGAAAAUCUUGACAGAAAAUGAACUAGCUGAAAUUUACGAAGCUUGUGACAUGGCCAGUGAUUUAAAUAAUUUCAAAUCAAGCAUCUACGAGUAUGUGGAAAGUAGAAUGACGUUUAUUGCGCCCAACAUAACAGCUAUUUUGGGUGCAUCGACAGCUGCAAAGAUCCUCGGUGUGGCGGGUGGUCUGUCCAAGUUAUCCAAAAUGCCAGCCUGCAAUGUACUGCCCCUAGGUCAGCAGAGGAAGACUUUAUCUGGGUUCUCACAGGCUGCAUCUCUGCCUCACACUGGUUUCAUCUAUUUCUCACAGAUUGUUCAGGACACUACCCCUGAACUGCGUUACAAGGCGGCUAAGCUAGUGUCCACGAAGCUGAUAUUGGCGGCGCGUGUCGAUGCCUGCCACGAGAGUACAGACGGACACAUCGGUCGGCAGCUUAGGGAAGGCAUUGAGAAGAAACUGGACAAAUUACAGGAACCACCUCCAGUAAAGUUCCUGAAGCCUCUACCCAAGCCUAUCGAGCAGAGCAGAAAGAAGCGCGGCGGCAAACGAGUUCGAAAAAUGAAGGAACGCUACGCCAUGACCGAGUUCCGCAAAAACGCCAACCGACUCAACUUCGCUGACAUCGAAGACGAUGCCUACCAAGAAGACUUAGGCUACACGCGCGGCACAAUCGGCAAGUCCAGCACCGGCCGAGUCCGUCUUCCUCAAGUAGACGAGAAGACCAAAGUGCGGAUCAGCAAGACGCUGCAAAGGAAUCUGCAGAAACAGAACCAGCAGUAUGGAGGAGCGACGAGUAUUAGAAGACAGGUGUCGGGUACUGCGUCGUCGGUCGCGUUCACACCUUUGCAGGGUUUGGAAAUCGUGAAUCCUCAAGCAGCAGAGACGCGUGUGAACGAAGCGAACGCCAAAUACUUCUCGAACACAUCGGGAUUCUUAUCGGUAGGAAAGAGGACAACGUGAGUUAUGUCAAUUUGAUCUCAAUGUGCUUUGCUAUUAGGGUGAAAAUGGAAUACGCUCCUGGUCGAUGUACAAACUUGUCAUGAAUAAAAGUAUUUGGUAAGUUUA
Cydia amplana is the source of this 1640-nucleotide messenger RNA. RefSeq names its product U4/U6 small nuclear ribonucleoprotein Prp31 (gene Prp31). The transcript is spliced from 10 exons. Gene Ontology annotation, cellular component: U4/U6 x U5 tri-snRNP complex; U4 snRNP; precatalytic spliceosome. Lineage: Eukaryota; Metazoa; Arthropoda; Insecta; Lepidoptera; Tortricidae. Gene Ontology annotation, biological process: spliceosomal tri-snRNP complex assembly; mRNA splicing, via spliceosome. The record is from RefSeq and is a predicted model, not a curated record. Bases 36 to 1535 code for a protein of 499 amino acids.